Messenger RNA from Gymnodraco acuticeps, 3476 nucleotides. Its product is annotated as arf-GAP with coiled-coil, ANK repeat and PH domain-containing protein 3-like. The record is from RefSeq and is a predicted model, not a curated record. Bases 141 to 2654 code for a protein of 837 amino acids. NCBI's taxonomy places the organism in Eukaryota, Metazoa, Chordata, Actinopteri, Perciformes, Bathydraconidae. The transcript has 25 exons. Gene Ontology annotation, molecular function: GTPase activator activity; protein binding. Gene Ontology annotation, cellular component: cytoplasm.
GAGACUGAUCCGCAACAGGAGCACUAACCGGCGGGAGGAUCGCAUCGCUGUAUCGGAUAAUAAACAUCUCUACUUUCCUCAACACCCGGGACAUGACACCCACAUUUUAACCGUGUUAAAAGCUCACCAUCCAGCCCAAGAUGACGGUGGAUUUUGAAGAAUGCAUUAAGGAUUCCCCCCGGUUUAGGGCAAAUAUCGCGGAGGUGGAAACGGAGGUUGUGGAGAUCGAGGCAAAACUAGAUAAGCUGGUGAAGCUAUGCAGUGGGAUGAUCGAAGCCGGGAAGGCGUACGUCAGCGCCAACAAACUCUUCGUUAACGGCGUCCGGGAUUUAUCUCAACAGUGCAAGAAGGAUGAGUCGAUAUCGGAGUGCCUGGAAAAGUGCGGCGAGAGCCUCCAGGAAAUCAUCAACUACCACAUGGUCCUGUUCGAUCAGGCUCAGAGGUCUGUGAAGCAGCAGCUGCAGAACUUUGUGAAAGAGGAUGUUCGUAAGUUCAAGGACACGAAGAAGCACUUUGACCGCGUGCGUGAGGAUCUGGAGAUCGCUCAGGUGAAGAAUGCUCAGGCGCCGAGGAACAAACCUCACGAGGUGGAGGAAGCUACCGGAACGCUCAGCAUCACCAGGAAGUGCUUCAGACACCUCGCGCUGGACUACGUGCUGCAGAUCAAUGUCCUCCAGGCCAAGAAGAAGUUUGAGAUCCUGGACGCUAUGCUGUCCUUCAUGCACGCGCAGUACUCGCUGUUCCAACAAGGCUACAACCUGCUGGAUGAGAUCAACCCGUACAUGAAGAAGCUGGCUGCUGAGCUGGAUCAGCUGGUGAUUGAUUCAGCCAUGGAGAAGAGGGAAAUGGAGCAUAAACAUGCGACCAUUCAGCAGAGGACUCUCAUGCAGGACUUCUCCUAUGACGACUCUAAGGUGGAGUUCAACGUGGACGCCCCCAACGGUGUGGUGAUGGAGGGCUACCUGUUCAAGAGGGCCAGCAACGCCUUUAAGACCUGGAACAGGCGGUGGUUCUCCAUACAGAACAGUCAGCUGGUCUAUCAGAAGAAGCUCAAGGACUCUCUCACCGUGGUGGUGGAGGACCUCCGGCUGUGCUCCGUUAAACCGUGCGAGGACAUCGAGAGGAGGUUCUGCUUCGAGGUCGUCUCCCCCUCCAAGAGCUGCAUGCUUCAGGCAGAGUCUGAGAAGUUGAGACAGUCGUGGAUUCAGGCGGUUCAGGCCAGCAUCGCCUCGGCCUACAGAGAGAGCCCAGACUCUUACUACAUAGAGCACCUGGACAGAACGGCCUCUCCGUCCACCAGCAGCAUCGAUUCGGCCAGCGAGCCUCGGGAGCGCAGCGUCCGCGGAGAGAGCAUCCUGCAGAGGAUCCAGCUGCUGCCCGGCAACGAGCAGUGCUGCGACUGCGGCCAGGCGGACCCCCGCUGGGCCUCCAUCAACCUGGGCAUCCUGCUGUGCAUCGAGUGCUCCGGCAUCCACAGGAGUCUGGGAGUUCACUGUUCGAAGGUUCGCUCUCUCACACUGGACUCAUGGGAACCAGAAUUAUUAAAGUUAAUGUGUGAGCUUGGGAACAGUGUCAUCAACCACAUCUACGAAGGCUCAUACCAAGAACAAGGUCUAAAGAAACCAUUACCGUCCAGUUCAAGGCAGGAGAAGGAGGCUUGGAUCAAAUCAAAGUACGUGGAGAGGAAAUUCCUGAAGAAGCUGUGCUCCACAGAGAUCCUCAUCAACGGAGAGAGGAAGUCGGAGCGGCGGUGGAGCGUGAAGAAGUGUCGGAGGCACAACAGCGCCACCACGGUUCCUAAAACACGGCGGAGAUAUCGACACGACAUAGGAAGCAUCUCCCCGUCCACCCUCUCCUCAGCCGCUGCUAAGUUCAGAAGAGAAUCUCUGUUUUGUCCCGAUGAGCUCGACUCUCUCUUCUCAUACUUUGACACGGGAUCUGGGCCUCGAAGUCCCGCAGGCCUCAGCAGUGACAGCGGUUUGGGAGGAAGCACCGACGGCAGCUCGGACAUCCUGGUGUUCGGAUCGGUGGUGGGCAGCGUCACCGAGGAGUGCGAGGUGUCGGAGGACUCGAGCGGGGAGGCGGAGCCUGAGACGUCGGACCCCGAGGACCUUAGGGAGCUGCCCCCCGGGGCACUGCUCUGCAAAGCCUCCAAAGCCCGAAACCUGCCCAUCAUGGCUGAAGCGCUCGCUCACGGGGCCGACGUCAACCUGGUGAACGAUGAAGACGAAGGGAAGACGCCCCUCAUCCAGGCCGUCAUCGGGGGUUCACUGAUCGCCUGUGAGUUCCUGCUGCAGAACGCUGCUGACGUCAACCAGCGGGACGCGAGGGGGAGGGGCCCGCUGCACCACGCCACGUAUCUGGGACACACGGGGCAGGUGUGUUUAUUCCUGAAAAGAGGAGCGACACAGAACGAUGAAGAUGAAGAUGGCCAGGACCCUUUGAGUAUAGCUGUGCAACAAGCCAACGCGGAUAUAGUCACACUGCUGCGUCUGGCCCGGAUGAACGAGGAGAUGCGGGAGUCGGAGGGACCCUUUGGACAGCCAGGAGACGCCACAUACCUCGACAUCUUCCGAGAAUUUUCCCACAUGGCAUCCCACAACCCGGAGAAGCUGAAACGAAGGAGUGUUCACUUCAGACACUCCUUCAGGUAGUCGGUAAAUAAGCAGAGGAACACAAUGAUGUACUUGAAAAGUGCAACAGCCACUUUCCAUAUUCUCACAGUUACUAUCACAAAUCUUAAAGAAAAAGCAUAACGUGUUACAAGUUACCCAGUCUGUUUAUUCAGCAGAAAAAUUCACAUUUUAAUCCUUUUAAGUGAGAAAUCGUUCAUUUUUGGAUGCUGUUCGCUGGUCAUUAGCCCUCAAUUUCAUAUCAAUAUCCUACAGUAGCAUUAUAUCCGCAAGAGUCUUGUGCUGUUCUUGGAUCAACGUUUUAUAUUGAAAUGAGGAUUUUGCUGGUCUUGUCCUCUUAAAUGUUUUUACAAAUAAAUAUAGCAUUGCUUUUGUACAGUGUUAGAUAAAAAUUGUUUGGAUAAAAUGUCAAGCACUUGUUUUGUUAUUUUCUGUAAUCGUUGCCAUUUCUUUGCUGUAUCAAUUUCAUUAUUCUGAUUCAUUGAAGGAUUUAUUUGACAUAUACAUUUGUGUGUGUGUAAUGCAUGCAUUUACUCCCAUUAUAUUUCAUACUUGAAUUCAGCUAUGUUGUAUGGAUAAAGAGUGACAUCAGCUAUCAUCAACAACCAUGAAGUCGCAGUAUUACUUUCCGUUUAUUUUGUUAUGAAAUGUUGUGUUUUUUUUGCAUUGACUAUGCUGGUGUAGUCUUUGUAUUACUUUGUGUAAUUUGCAGUACCACUAUGAAAUGCAGUGCUUAUGUUACUGUAUAUGUGUUGUAGUAGCACACUUGAUAAUAUAUCUGUAUGACUAUGAACAGGAAUGCACAUGAAAGAUGGAUGAAAAAUAAACUUGUCUGUGUUUACA